AUGGCUAGUAAAUCGCCACCGGAUAGUAAGGGAGACCUACCGGGGACUAGUGUAGUUAAAGAGUAUCGAAUACCACUACCGAUUUCUGUCGAGGAGUACCAAAUCGGGCAAUUGUAUGCUGUGGCAGAAGCGAGCAAAAAUGAAACGGGGGGAGGUGACGGCAUAGAAGUUGUCACGAACGAGCCUCAGGAACACGAAGAGUUUGGGAAAUGUCAGUAUACGUAUAAAAUAAUUCAUUUAUCCAAAAAAGUUCCCGGUUAUGUCCGUGCCCUAGCACCCAAAGGCUCCUUGGAAAUCCAUGAGAAAGCAUGGAAUGCCUAUCCUUUUUGUCGAACAUGGUACACAAAUGAAUAUAUGGGGGAUUCAUUUCAUAUAAUAAUAGAUACCUGGCAUAAACCUGGGAAUAAAGAUAUCGAGAAUGUUCAUGAUUUGUCGCCGGAGUUGUUGAAGAAACGAGAGAUCGUCAAUAUUGAUAUUGCAAAACCGGUUGAGUCGCGGGACUACAAGGAAGACGAGGAUCCGACCAAGUUCCACUCGGAGAAGACCGGCCGUGGGCCAUUGGAUCCAAAAACUUGGCAGGAGGACAUCAAGACCAAAGACAUGCCAAUUAUGACGUGCUACAAGUUGUAUCGUAUUAAGUUCAAAUGGUUUAUGCUUCAAGGGAAGGUCGAGGACCUAAUCUGUAAAUCGGUUAAGCGGUUACUAACCAAUUUCCAUCGGCAGCUAUUCUGUUGGCUAGAUAAGUGGUUUGGCAUGACGAUGCAAGAUAUCCGACAGUUGGAAGAACAGACAAAGGCAGAGCUUGAAGAACAACGAAAACAAGGCGAAGUCCGUGGAAUGACGGAAAAAUAA
Molecule: messenger RNA, 852 nt
Organism: Paramuricea clavata
Lineage: Eukaryota; Metazoa; Cnidaria; Anthozoa; Malacalcyonacea; Plexauridae
Source: the annotation of a GenBank genome assembly